AUGAAGCUUCAAGAUUUCCUUCAUAUGAAUGAAGGUGAUGGAGAAUUCAGUUAUUCUCAAAAUUCUUGUAUUCAGAAAGGGGCAAGUUUAAUGAGCCAACCAAUGGUAGAAAGAGCAAUUGAAGGAGUACUAUCAGAUAUUGGGAUGGCAAAAAAGGAUUUUAGAGUAGCAGAUUUGGGUUGUGGAGUGGGCCCAGUUCCAUUGGGCCUCUUAACAAUGGUGAUACAAUAUGUUGAAAGAAAGUGCAAGGAAUUUGAUGAUGAUAUAGUACCAGAUAUUCUUGUAUAUUUCAAUGAUCUUCCUUCAAAUGAUUUCAAUUUCUUGCUUAGAAAUUUAUUCAAUUUGGAAGUGUUGAAAAGAAAAGAUGGCAAAGCUUUGUGCUUUUUAAUGGCUACUCCUGGCUCCUACUAUGCUAGACUUUUCCCUGCUAAUUCUUUGCAUUUUGUUCAUGCAAAUUAUAGUCUUCAUUGGCUAUCUCAGACACCAGAAGGGUUGUACAGUGCAGAAGGUGUAACCUUAAACAAGGGAAACAUAUACAUAUCUGAAACAAGUCCUGAAAAUGUUGCAAAAGCUUACUUUUCUCAAUUUCAACAAGAUUUCACCAAAUUCCUCAACAAUCGUUCCAAAGAAGUGUUAUCUAAUGGUCGUAUGCUUUUGACAUUUCGUGGUAGGGACUCUUUAUCAAAUGUAACUAAAUGGCAACCAUGGGAACUUAAAAUCCUUACUCAAUCUAUCACUACCCUUAUUUCUCAGGGUUUGUUGAAGGAAGAGAAGCUAGACGCUUUCAAUUUUCCAUAUUACGGUCCUUGUGAAGAGGAAAUUCAAUAUAUUGUGAAAGCGGAUGGGUCAUUUGAAAUCGAGAAUAUUAAUACAGUGACACAACAAGUUCAUGGUGAAAUUAAAAAUGAUUUAGAAAGAGCAAAAGCUAUAAGUAAAUUUGUGAGAUCCUUUUCCGAAUCCUUAAUUUUAAGUCAUUUUGGAGAAGACGUAUUGGACUUAAUUUACCAUAAUUUCACCAAACUCACAAAUGAGCAUCUAGCUAAUGGAGAACUCUUAGAGCACUCUACCAUCAUUGUGCUUCUUAAAAAAGUUUAG
Molecule: messenger RNA, 1095 nt
Organism: Amaranthus tricolor (Joseph's coat)
Lineage: Eukaryota; Viridiplantae; Streptophyta; Magnoliopsida; Caryophyllales; Amaranthaceae
Product: 3,7-dimethylxanthine N-methyltransferase CkTbS-like
Exons: 4
Coding region: 1-1095 (364 amino acids)
Biological process (GO): methylation
Molecular function (GO): S-adenosylmethionine-dependent methyltransferase activity
Source: RefSeq, a predicted model, not a curated record